AAUUUCCAUACGUUUGGAGACAUCCGCAAGAGAUUCACCAUGAUCGCCAACAUGAGGUUCGCUCUGCUUCUCGCUCUGGUCGGCUCUGCCGUUUGCUACCCAUCAUUCGCUGGCAUUGGUGGGGAUGCAGCCGGAGGGAUAGAGGGAGCUAUCGGUGCAGGUGCAGGUGGAUUCGGAGGUGCUAUUGAAGCAGGAGCUGGCGCCGCAGGCCAUAUUGGAUCGUCAUCUUUAUUGGGAGGUGCUGGUUUAGCCUCAACUGGAAUCGAAGCUGGAAUCGGUGCAGCAAGUGAAGCUGCAUCCGAUGUUGCUAGUGGCAACUUUGUCGGUGCUGCCACUGAUGCUGCAUCUGUUGGUGCAUCAGGAGCCUCUAGAGCAGCUAACAUUGCAGGCAACACUGCAUCCUCUGAUAUAUCUUCAGCUGCCAGCGGAGCUGGGGAUGCAGCUUCAAUUGGAGCUGAAUCAGGUUUUGGGGCUGCAGGUUCUGCAGCAAAUGCAGGCGCAAGGGCAGCUGGCGAUGCAAGCGGAUUCCUGUCUGCCGGAAAUGGCGCCUCAAGCUCCAAUAGUGGUUCUAGUAGUGGUUCAAGCUCCAGCGGCCUUGGCAGCUCAGGUAGCUCAAGAGGUUCUAGCUCCGGUUCAUCCUCCAGCGGCCUUGGCAGUUCAGGUAGCUCAAGUGGUGCCAAUUCCGGUUCAUCCUCUAGCGGCCUUGGCGUCUUAGGUAGCUCAAGCGGUGCUAAUUCCGGUUCCGUGUCCAGCGGCCUUGGUAGUUCAGGUAGCUCAAGCGAUGCAAACUCCGGUUCCUUCUCCAGCGGCCUUGGUAGUUCAGGUAGCUCAAGCGAUGCAAACUCCGGUUCCUUCUCCAGCGGCCUUGGUAGUUCAGGUAGCUCAAGCGAUGCAAACUCCGAUUCAUACUCCAGCAGCCUUGGCAGUUCAGGUAGCUCAAGUGGCGCCAACUCCGGUUCAUUCUCCAGCGGUCUUGGCAGUUCCGGUAGCUCAAGCGGUGCUAACUCCGGUUCCUUCUCCGACGGCCUUGGCAGUUCGGGUAGCUCAAGCAACGCAAACUCCGACUCCUACUCCGAUUAAUUCUAAAACGGAAAUUCUGUCAGUGUUUCCUACAGUAAUUAAAAUUACUCCAUCAAUGGAAACAUCGAUUCAAACUCAAGAAGCAAUAUCAGCAGUGAUUCCAAAAGCACUUCAAACAACAAUUCUAAUACUUCAAGCAAUGAAAAAUGUAGAAUCGAUAGCUCAAGCGAUACAGGCUCCAGUUCAUAUUGAAACGUCAAUUCUAACAGUGCUUUCGACAGUAAGGAAAACAGCUCAAUCUAUAGAACCUCCGAUCCAAACGCAAGCAACAAUUCUAAUAGGAGUUCAAAUAGUUCUAGCAAUGGAGACUUUAAUUGAAUUUCUAAUGAGAAAUAAAGCGAUAACUUCGAAGAUGGGUAUCCACUACAAUCAGCUCAAGUGAUGACAAACAGAAAAGCAACAAUUCGUCUAGUCAGUAUGGAACGAUAGUUAUAGUUUUGCAGGAAACUCGCUUGCGUUGUUUUUUUGUAGAGCCAUUAUAUUACUCAAUCUCUGACUUUGUUCGGAUGCUCAGUUCAAUGAAUCGGACCAUCCAUAUUAUAGCGGAAAUCAUGUUAAAGUACCGAAGUUGUCUUAAUGUUACUUAAUGAAUUGUAAUGUCUUUGAACUGUUCCUACUCUCAAAUAGUACGUAGUGUCUAUUAUAGUACAAUAAUUACUGUUUGUUAUUUGUUUCCUCAAAGUCAAUUUAGAUCAUUGAAAAGGAUAUUUCCUUUUGUUAAUUUUUUUUCUGUUUCUAUCAAUAAAUGCUCAUUACAAAU
Messenger RNA from Galleria mellonella (greater wax moth), 1840 nucleotides. RefSeq lists its product as uncharacterized. The coding region runs from base 40 to 1080 and encodes 346 amino acids. The record is from RefSeq and is a predicted model, not a curated record. Lineage: Eukaryota; Metazoa; Arthropoda; Insecta; Lepidoptera; Pyralidae. The transcript is spliced from 4 exons.